Molecule: messenger RNA, 3914 nt
Organism: Sarcophilus harrisii (Tasmanian devil)
Lineage: Eukaryota; Metazoa; Chordata; Mammalia; Dasyuromorphia; Dasyuridae
Gene: CCDC15
Product: coiled-coil domain containing 15
Exons: 11
Coding region: 165-1718 (517 amino acids)
Cellular component (GO): centrosome
Source: RefSeq, a predicted model, not a curated record
GGAAGGCCGAAUCCGCGUCCCUGCUGUACUCCGCCUCGGAUGCUAGCGGGAGGGCGGAGCCCGGAAGGGGAGGAAGUAAAGAUGCGGGCUGGGCGGGCGCCGAAAUAGAAAGUGGCCGUUGAGCCGCCGUAGUGACUUAGCUCUGUUUUCGGUUGGGGGUCCCGAUGGCGGUCCCGGGCGUGCAGCAGCUUUCCCUAGCCAAGGACGGGAUCCGGGCGCCGCCGCGAAGCCGGGCUGUUUUAUGUCCCGGGCCUUCGGGACGCCGCCAUCCUCCCGUCUUAACCAAACCCUCGCCGGUCUUUGCCCGCGUCCAGGAAUCACGGACGUCCCAAAACCCGGCACCGACCCGAAAGUCUCGAUGUGCCCCGUGGGUGGAACAAAGCUCUGAGAAGAAUCGGGCCCUGCUGGCGGUGCUGGCAGAGAGGAAUGAGGCGGUGGUGCCUGUCGGGGCUUGGGUGGAGUGUGCCUCACCGGGUAGUGAGGAAGCCCCGGCGUCCGUUUCAGCGUCUCAUUUAGAAGAAGAAUUAAAGGAACAACAACGAUUAAAAGAAGAAUCUCUGAAACGGUUUCAGGAACAGGUGAAAAACAGAGUAAAUCAGCAGAUGAGGCUAAGAAAAAAGCAGCAGCUUCAGAAGUCCUGUGAAGCAGCAGAAAAAGAAAGCACCAUAGCCAUGCAGUCUAAUGAUUCAGCUUCACACUUAACCCCUAAAAGUAGCAAAAGCAUUUAUCAGAACAGUAUGAAAAGUGUCAUCCGAAGUACUGGUUCCAGCUUGCUACCUACUCAGAUUCCUGGUGAUAUUGAAGAGGAAGCAAAAAAUGAAAAUGGAACAUUCCAACAACAGACACUGGCUCUUAGCCAAACUGUGAAGCAAGCCCGUAAACAACUGGCAUCUCGAAAAACUACUGAUGGAGAGAAACCAUUAGGACUUUCAGAAGAUAGCACAGACAUCAAUCCAACCCAAGAGAAAACAUAUUUUGGACAACGAUCAUCUGUUAAUGAAGAUGUGAAGGGUAUGGAAAAGCCCCUUCCUAACCAUCUUCCAGGCAAAAUACAAGACAAGGAAACUAAAGAAGUUCAUGGUAAUCCCCAAUCAGGAUUAAGAAGUGAAUUACAAUAUUUACCAACAUUUGAAUGUGGAAUAGACCAAGAAGAAGAUAAGAAAGAGCGUCAAAAGCAGUACUUAAGAUACAGACGACUUUUCAUGGAUAUCGAGAGGGAACAAGUAAAAGAACUAGAGAAACAAAGAGAACUUAGGAAGAAAAUUGAAAGAAUUAAGAAAUGGAAAGAGCAGCAGCGUUGCAUUGAAGAGCAAAGGAUUUUGAGAAUGACAUAUCAGGAAGACUUGUAUUCCGAGAAAAAGACAUGUGAAAUAUUAACUGAUUUAGAAUUGGAAGAUAAGAGAGGAGUAGCUAAUAAAAAGCAGCAGAGGAGCAGAGAAUGUAUCAGAUAUAUAGAAGCUUUAAGAGCCCAGAUACAAGAGAAGAUGCGACUGCAUAAUAUUGAUUUGCCUCCAUUAUGCUGCUGUGGUUCUGAUUUCUGGGAUGCUCAUCCUGAUACCUGUGCCAAUAAUUGUAUCUUCUAUAAAAACAAUCAAGCAUAUACUCAAGCACUACAUUCUGUCAUCUCAUCUUGUGAGAUUUCUGAAAGUAACUCAUCGAUGCGACUCGCUAUUCACAGUUUUGCAUCUGCACGCAGAAGGAAUUGGAAGAUUCUGUAGCAGUAAGAUUCUGGCAUCAGUCUACACUCUAGAUCAAUUCUUCAGCGGGUAUUUGGAUUCAACUUAUCAGGUGUAUGAUUCUAGGGAGUAGGAUUGCAACAUAGAUAUCUUUAUACUCUCUCAGAAGUUAGUCCUUGAUGGAUGGAUUACACCAUGCCUUAUGGAAAGAAUACAGAUUGGAGUCUAAACCUAGUUUCUCUUACAUGUAAAUCACACAAGUGCAAUUGUAUUAAAAGGUCAGCAGUCAGGCUUGAGACAGACAGUACCUGACUGCUCUGCUGCUGAUGAAGAAGAAAUAUUUGUGAAAAUUUCUCUUUUAGAGAUUCUCAGUCAUCAUCUGUUCUGAAUUUAUUUUAUUCUUCUGACCAAAGAUAAAAAUAUUUGGAUAGAUCAUGUGUUCAAAUGAAUUUCCAAGUAUCAUCAAUUAUCUUUAUUGUUUUCUAGUUAUACAUCAGAAUCUGAGAUGGGAACUUUGGAUUUUGAAACACAUUAUCAUCUUAAAUAUUUAUAUCUUCUACAUCACCAAAAAACCUAACCGAAAACAUGGCUUCUUCUCCAAUUCCAUGACUUGGAGGCAGAGAUUUUAUUUGCAGUUUUUUCUUUAGAAGGCUUGAGGAAAAGUAAAUAGUUUCUAUGAAUAUUGAGAAUCCUUAUAUGAAAGAAAUAAUACUUUGGAAGGUGAAACUAAACUUGAAAUUAAUCAAGUAUUUUCUGAUAUCCCCUUUUUUAAUCAGUGAAUAAAAUAUUAGUUUUCCUGCUGAGCAGAUAAAAACAAAAACAAAAAAAUCUCUCUCUGAUAUGAGCUUGGUUUGUCAUGGCAGCUUCCUAAACUUUUUUUUUCUGAUAGGUAACUUAACCAGUCAGUUGCUAGUCAGUACUUAAUGAUAAAACAUUUAAAUUGGGAUUUGAUAGAUGCCAAAACAGAUCCUAGUGGGUGGCAGAAAAAAAAUUUAUCAAAUUAUUUUUUGAUUAGACCAUUUUGACCAUUUUAAACCAAAUUAAUUAUUUGUCAAAAUGCUUGAAAGCUAUAUGUUCAUAGCUCCAACCUCAAAGAAUUCUCUUGACCUUUGUUUCAGCAAAUGUUUAUUAAGCACCUUAUCUGUGCAAGCACUGAUUUUUGAGAUGCUCUAACAAUAUCCUUUCAUCUUAACUCAAAUAUCUGAACUACAUGGUGUAGAAAAUCUCUUGCUGUUCUAAAAGUCUGUACUGGUGUGGUCUUAUGAUUUGCUUGUGGUCACUUGUUGAAUUGGUAGUAGGACCAAAGUAGAGUUAAUCUUUACCUAGGCCUAGUGAAUUCUGUUUCCCCAACUAAGGCUUCUCACCAUUCUAGGUUCAGCAUAAAUUCAUCCUUAGCUGAUGUGUCAGCACCAUGAUCAUGAUUUUCCAUAAUCAGUUUUGCUUUUAUGGAACUGGAGAAUUACUGAGAACGCAACUGCCCUCCUAAAAGAAACCUAGAUCAUCCCCAAUGGGAAGUCUUAAAUAUAAGCUUAAGGAAAUGAGAACUUUGAAGAUCAGUUCCACAAACUUCCCCAGAUUAAUGCAGAUUAUAAUUUCUUUAACUUUAUCACAAGAAAAAUUCAGAAAAUUGAGUUGGUAAAUUUUCAAGGAAAUUUUUUUGUUUUGGAAAAAAACUAAUAUUGGGUUUGUUGUGAAAAUUGUAGUAAAUGCUGUCAUUUCAAUUGGAAAUCUAAUUUAAUUUUUCUACUAAAAUUCUAAAAUUUCCUUAUUUUGUCUUUGAUAUAUUUGGUCACCUGCAACUUUGAAAGAGUGUUUGCGGGCCUAUUCAUUAAGUUCAGUACACUAAACUCUUGAAAUUUCUAGAGAUGAUUUGUUGGGUUUUCUAUUCUUUUUAAACAGAAGGAAUUUAUUGUAGACUAAGUUCUACCUGUUGGAAGUAAAAAAAAAAAAUCACAGUUCAAAUUCUAGUUUGCUACUGACUGACAAGUGACCUUUCUGAACCUUAGUUACUUUAUCUGUAAAAUGAGGAAGCUGGACUAGGUGACCUCUAGCAUUGUUUUACUUCGGACAGAAAGAAGGUUCUCACAAUUCCUAGCUGCUUCUCUCUUUCUUUCUAAGAACAAGAUCCUGCUUUUCAGUUUCCCAGAUGUAUUAGAUGGAUAAUUUAUUUUGUGUACCUUGCUAUUUUCUUCAAUAAUUCUAAGAUUUUAUAAAUAAAGGUGGUUUUAUACUUUUUAA